AUGAUGCCCGUCAAUACAGUGACCAAGCCUGGGUUCAAGAAUUUGGUAACUACACUGGAUAAGAGGUACAACAUGCCCUCCCGCACAUAUUUCAGCCAGAUCGCCAUACCGGAGCUACACAGACAAUGUAGACAGAGAGUAGCGAUGGAGCUGAAAACUAUUCAGUUUUUCGCAGCUACAACAGACAUGUGGUCGAGCCAUACAGCAGAGCCUUAUCAAAGUCUUACGGUCCAUUAUAUUACUGAAGACCUCCAACUCAAAGCUUGCAGCCUUCAAACUGCCUACUUCCCAGAAGACCACACAGGGGAAAACAUAGCUGCUGGCCUGAGAGAGGGGCUUGAAUGCUGGGAUCUCAAUGAAGACAACCUUGUCUGCAUAACAAUGGACAACGCGUCAAAUAUGGUGAAGGCAGCACAGCUGAACGAGUGGACCAGGCUCCAGUGUUUCGGACACAGAUUACAUCUUGCCAUUGAAAAUGCAAUCAAAGAUGGUAGAGUAUCAAGAGCAAUAGGGCUGUGCAAGAAGUUGGUGGGACACUUCUCCCACAGUUGGAGGAAAAAGGCAGCGCUCACUGAGGCACAGAAGGAGCUUAAACUUCCUGAACACUCCCUCAUUACUGAGUGCCUAACAAGAUGGGGGUCCAAAGAGAAAAUGAUUGCCAGAGUGCUGGAACAGGCAAAAGCCAUAUCGCAGGUAUUGUCAGGUGACCGACAUGCACGCUCCCUCAUCCCAACCUGGCAGGAUACCGAAGUGUUGGAGUCCAUUCAUAAGGCACUGCAUCCUCUCUCAGAAUUUACAGAUGCUCUUUCUGGAGAGGAGUAUGUGAGCAUCUCCUACCUCAAGCCAGUUCUCCACCUUCUGGCAACAUCAGUCUUGGCUGAAGAUGCUGAGGACACUGAUCUGUUCAAAACGCAAUACAUCAGCGCAGAUAACCUUCCUGCUAUUAAGGCCCGACUGAAGACAGAAAUGCUGGAAUCAGCAAGACGUACACACCAGGAGAAGAGGUCUCGCACUGAAACAGUUCAAAAUCCUCCAAGUGCACAGCCCUCUGGGGGAAAGGCAAAGAAGUCUCUUGGUAGCCUUUUUAAAACCAGUGUGACCUCUUCAGCUUUGCCUCUGCCACUUGAAGAUGUCGUGGAGGCAGAGUUGAAUAGUUACCUGUUGACCCCUGUCAUUGACGGAGAGGAUGAUCCCUUGGCCUGGUGGAAGGUGCACAACAUUCACUUUCCACGACUGUGCAAUAUAGCCCGCAAAUAUCUUUGUGUGCCAGCCACAAGUGCCCCCUCAGAGCGUCUCUUCAGCACUGGAGGGAAUAUAGUGACUUGCACUCGCUCAUCCUUAAAGCCAGCAAAAGUAGAUAUGCUGGUCUUCCUAGCAAAAAACCUGUGA
Messenger RNA from Sander lucioperca (pikeperch), 1389 nucleotides. Its product is annotated as zinc finger BED domain-containing protein 1-like. NCBI's taxonomy places the organism in Eukaryota, Metazoa, Chordata, Actinopteri, Perciformes, Percidae. Gene Ontology annotation, molecular function: protein dimerization activity. The transcript is spliced from 3 exons. The record is from RefSeq and is a predicted model, not a curated record. The coding region runs from base 1 to 1389 and encodes 462 amino acids.